Durusdinium trenchii is the source of this 1848-nucleotide messenger RNA. The record is from the annotation of a GenBank genome assembly. NCBI's taxonomy places the organism in Eukaryota, Dinophyceae, Suessiales, Symbiodiniaceae.
AUGGAUGAUUGGCAACCCCCAAGAAAGAAACGCCGCGGCGGCCAUCAGCAAAGAUUACAACAACAUGCUGCCGAGAAGGAGGCGCCAGCAAGCUGCGAGAGCUCUGCUUUGUGUUUGCUGCUGUUGAACUUGUUUGCGUGGGGGUUCUUUUCGCCACAAAGAGUUCAGCAGAUCGCUGAAAUGGCUGUGAAGGACAUCGAACGAUCCAAGGAAGACCCACAAGUUUUGAAAGACCUCUACACCCUGUCCAAUCUGGGGACCAAAGGAAAACACGCGAACAACAUCCACGCCGAGCUCAUGAGCAAAGUUGAGCAUGUUCCAAAAAUCCCCAAGCCUUUCAAAGCAAAAGUGCCACUGAAAGGGUUUCCUGACUCAGUUCAAUCGAUGCUGUUGCCACAUGAAAUGUUUGCUUGUCUAUACCGCAACUACAAGAAGGUCUGGUCCACUGCAGUUGUGCCAAGCGUUGAGCGGGUGCAAAAGUUUUGGAGAGCCAUGCGGCUUCAUCCCCAGAUGCGUGAUCACCCCAUGACUUCCUCCCCUCAAUGGGAGAGUUGGACUGUGCCUAUUGCCGUGCACGGUGACGGAGUUCCAGUCACUGGUGUGGGGAAAGUGUGGAGUCGAGUGAUGACCAAUUACUCAUGGUAUUCCCUUCUGGGAUAUGGUACCACUCCAUCAAUGCUCAUGUGGGUGUGGGGGUUCUUUGACAAGCUGAAGGUGGGCGACCAAGCAUCAGGCACACUGCUGGAGUUCUACUCCAUAUUGAGAUGGAGCUUUUUGGCGUUAUCGGAAGGCAGGUGGCCUUCGAGGAAUCACAGAGGAGAGAAGUACAAAGAAGGCUCUGUGGAAGCCUUGAGAGCCGGGUCUUGGCUGGCUGGUGGCUGGAAGGGUGUCCUAUGGGCACUCACAGGAGACCUUGACUACUUCAACGCCAUGCUUGGCACCCCCAACUAUUCCGCAGUGGGUGGCCCACGUAUGCAUUGCAAAUGCACUGGGACUGGCGCUGCAACAUGGACAGAUUUUCGACCACAGGCUAUGUGGAGGAACACCCGCUGGGAGGCCGACGUUUGGAGAAAUUGGGACGAACGUUCGAAGUGCAUUUUGCUGACUCUUCCUGGGGCGAGUUGCUGGUCAAUAGCCUAUGACUGGGUUCACGUAAAGUACUUGGGCGUAGAUCAGUACAUCUUUGGCUCAGUGAUGGCCCUCUUGGUUUCUAUGGUCACGCCAAAUGACGCGAACCAGAACUUGCAGAACUGCUGGGAUUGUUUGAAAACCUUUUUCAAAAACCACGCCACGCCCACACCAUUCAGAUUUUUGUCGAAAUUGUCAAUGUUCAUCCGCGCAGGAAAGUACCCCAAAUUGAGGGGGAAGGCCUCAGAGAUAAGGCACUUCGGCCCAGCUUUGUUGGCCCUAUGGUCUCGCCAUCAGAACCCUCACCUCGUGCUGCACCAGCGCAUCACCCUCAUGCUGAAACAAAAUGUACACCUGGAGGAAAUGAUUACUUUCCACAAGGACGACUUCGCCCUACCACCUGGACCAGCGCAAGAGUUUGAAGAAACCGCCAACAGCAUGCUCUUACUUCUUUCCCAGGUAGCUGAUCACUUCGUUGAGGAAGGCGUGAAAUGCUUCGAUAUCACAAGCAAAUGCCACAUGCUUCAAGAGCUUGCUAUUUUGAGUCGCUCCAUAAACCCCAAAGUCACAUGGUGCUUCAUGGGUGAGGAUCAAAUGCAGCGCAUGCAGCAGGUCGCUAAAGCGUGCGUUCGUGGCAACAAGCUUGAUAAACAAACCACAAAGCUGGCCCGCCGCUACCGCUUAGGGUUGCGCCUGCGCUAUCUCGACUUGGCUGCGUAA